UUAAAAAAGCCCCUGAAAUUAUAAAAAAUUUCAGUUUCCCGACAUGCCCUUGCCUCGUUCGCGCGCAUCCAGGCCUCGUCUUCUCCCCCCUUCCCUCACUCCCAUGUACUCCUGCACCCCGGCCCUCUCCUUCUCUUCAAAUCCUCGUCUUCUCCUCUCCAUCAAUGACCUUCUCCUCCUUCUCCAAUGGCGUCUCUUCUCCUCCAUCUCUUCCUCCUCUUCUCAAUCCCCCUCUCCUCUCCUUGCUCCGACCUCUGCGCCGACCUCCAGAUCCCCUCCCCUUUCCACCUUAACGCCUCUUGUGGCCCUCCCAUCGACGCCUUCCUCCUUUCCUGCCCCCCUAACUCCACCUCGCCUUUCCUCUCCCUCGCCUCCGCUCUCCUCCGCGUCAUCGAUUUCCGACCUUCAGGUACUCUUCUCCUUGAUUACUCCUCGAAUUCAUCUUCCUCUUCUUGCGAUCGCUGGUAUUCCGAUCUCGACGCGUCCGCCGUCUUCUCCCGGAGCUCUUUCUUUGCGAUCACCGCCUACAACGUCCUACGACUCUACGACUGCGAGGAUUCGUCUGUCUGCAAGACGGGUUGCGAGGAGAUCAAUGGUGGCCGGUGCGAGCGGAAUGGGACUAGCUUUGGGUGUUGCUAUCCCUUGUCCGAUGGGAGUGUUUGGAAGACUGGGGAUGGAUUUGGGGUUUUCUCGGAGUUUGGGUGUCGAGGGUUUUCGAGCUGGGUUGUUGGCCGAGGACAGGCGGCGCAGCGCGGGAUUGAGGUUGAGUGGGCGGUGCCGAGAGGUUAUUCGGACGGAGAGGUUUGCUCGGUGGGGGCGACAGUGGUCAAUGCUACUGCGGUUCCUGGUGGGGUUCGCUGUAGCUGCAACGCCGGGAUGGUUGGAGAUGGAUUCAAACACGGCACUGGCUGCUCCAAAUCUUCCAACAGUGAUGGCAGAGAUGGCUGCAAGGGAAAGCAUAGCAGGAAAUUAGUUACUAUUCUUGCUGUGGUACUUGGCUGCGGAUUGCUUCUUACCGCAACGGUUGCAUUUCUGUGGUUUGUACUAAGACAAUCUUCUAAGGGAAAGAGGUGGGAUCUUGACCCAGCCUGUCUACCAAAGAUCCUUGGCAACGCAUGCAGGACUCGGCUAUUCACUUAUGAAGAACUUAAAGAAGCCACGAAGGGUUUUGAAGAUCUCAAGGUAGUAGCUGCCGUUGAUGGAACAGUUUAUACUGGAGUUCUUGAUGAUGGGUCGCUUGUGGCUGUCCAGAAAGUAAGAUGUGAGACUCAACAAAACCUGAGGCAAGUCCUGGAGAGAAUUGAACUCUUGUCUCAAAUCUCUCACAGGAACAUUGCCCAAAUUAUCGGAUGCUCCAUUGGUUCAGGUUACACACUCCUGCUGGUUCAUGAGUUCUUCUCAAGCAGGACUUUGGAAGAGCUCCUGCAGCAAGGGAAAGGAAAUGGCCUUAACUGGUACAAUAGAAUCAGCAUUGCGACUGAGAUUGCAAGUGCUGUCGCUUAUCUUCAAUAUGAGAUCUCUCCUCCUAUCUACAUUCAAGAUCUCAAUUCUCAUGACAUCUUUGUGGAAAUCAACUACUCAGUUAAAGUCGCUAGCUUUAAGUUCCUAUCCUCCGUUGGAGCCUCUUCCGAUGCAAAUGUUAUUGCUAACUUUGGUUUGAUUCUCCUGGAGCUUGUUGUUGGCUCUAAAUGCGGAGACAUGUUGGGAAUUGUCUUGCCUAAAAUAGAAGACAGGAAGUUCCGUGAAAUUGUCGAUCCAUGUCUUGGAUACGCUGAAGAACUCCCAGUUCAACGUGAACAAAUUGAAACAAUGGCAUGCCUUGCUCUUAAAUGCUUAUCGAGCAGAGAGAACGAAGGUGUUUGUAUUGUUGGAAUUGCAAAGGAACUCAUGAACAUUCUCAAUGGAUUUCCCGGCAGCAGCAGCAGAAUGCGGCCUUCAUUGGAAGAAACAUUCUCAAACUCAAGUCUUCUGCAGAUGAUUUCAAUGUCCCCAGACUCUUUACAUGCUCCUUAAUGGGUCAAAAAAAAAAAAAAGCAGAAUUCCCUCGUUUUAAAGAUAAUGUAAUAGAGGUAAGUAAUCCUUUGCUUUGACUGUAGAAUGGCUCAGUUCUUGUAUGGAUAUGGUUGCUUUAACUUAAAUGAAUGCCUCCUUUGCAUA
Molecule: messenger RNA, 2157 nt
Organism: Dioscorea cayenensis subsp. rotundata (Guinea yam)
Lineage: Eukaryota; Viridiplantae; Streptophyta; Magnoliopsida; Dioscoreales; Dioscoreaceae
Product: probably inactive receptor-like protein kinase At2g46850
Exons: 3
Coding region: 187-2013 (608 amino acids)
Biological process (GO): cell surface receptor signaling pathway; protein phosphorylation
Cellular component (GO): plasma membrane
Molecular function (GO): protein tyrosine kinase activity; ATP binding; protein serine/threonine kinase activity
Source: RefSeq, a predicted model, not a curated record